This is a messenger RNA of Ictalurus punctatus (channel catfish), 2279 nucleotides long. Its product is annotated as leucine-rich repeat protein soc-2. Lineage: Eukaryota; Metazoa; Chordata; Actinopteri; Siluriformes; Ictaluridae. Bases 101 to 877 code for a protein of 258 amino acids. The record is from RefSeq and is a predicted model, not a curated record. Gene Ontology annotation, molecular function: protein binding. The transcript is spliced from 4 exons.
CCUAUACUGUGUAACCACGGUGACGCCACGCGAGCACCGUCGAAAUUCACAUCCUGUUGUAGAUCCACUCACCUCUUGGUGAUUUUUUAAAAGAAGCCAAAUGAAUAUAGAUGAUAUAUUCGAUGAAUGUCAAACCAAGAAGUGGGAGUCGUUAAAUAUCAGUCACCGCGGUUUAGUUUUAUUGCCAGCGCGCAUUUCAGAGCUCAUAACUUUAAAGAAAUUAUUCCUGAACGACAACCAGCUUAUUUUACCCCCCGAAGAGAUUCUGCACCUUGAUCAGCUUGAAGAACUCAUCCUGGAUCAAAACCAGCUGACUGUGCUUCCUAAUAACAUCAGCUCCCUGAAACACCUGACAUACCUGGGAGUGAACCACAACCCUCUCUCCGUCCUUCCCGAGGCUUUGGGAGAACUUCGAGAACUUAGAGAGCUCUGGGCCAUAAACUGCGGACUCAUUUCCGUCCCACCAUCUAUUGGCAAACUCGGCAAGUUGCAAAAACUUGGUCUGAGUAGCAAUUCCAUCACGACUUUGCCACCACAAUUUGGGAGCCUCAGUAGUCUGCAGUGGUUGAACUUGGCUGAUAAUAAAAUGGAGGAUGUACCAGAGGAUUUGAAAAACUUACACUCGCUAGUCUUCAUUAACUUGAAUAAGAACAACUUCAAAAAGAUUCCAAAGGCACUCACAGAAAUGCCAAGUCUUCAAGUUCUUCUUAUUAACUUCAACAGUAUUACCUCACUGGAGGAUGAUUUAGUCUUAGUUUUCAGCAGACUUAUAAAACUUGACCUCAGGCAAAACCCAUUAAUGCUCAGACCACAUCACUGGAAGGGUCUAGAUUUUAUAUUGCUAGGCAGCACAGACACUGCCAUGGAUGAUAUAUGAUAAAUACACAAUAAAUCUGAAUUGUUCAGUGUUUGGUUUUCACAGGAGUGGUUAUCGUGGUUAUAACAGAAGGAACUAAAGUGAAAGAUAUAUAAUAAACACACAAUAGAGUAUCUUUGAUUGGUCUGGCAGGCUUAAAUCUUGAACGAAGAAUAUAUUCAUCUUAUCAGUAUGCUCACUGAGAACAUUGAGAACAGGUUAAAAUAUUGCAUUUAACAGAACUAGGUGUUGUUUUCCUAGUAAAAUAUAAUGUGGGAAACUAUAAUUGAAGUUUAGAAAGUGAAGCAUUACAUUUUUAGAUAUUAAACCGUGUCAGUAGGCAGUAGAUGGUGCUGUAGUGUAGGUCAUGACAAUAUGAUAGACUCAAAACAUUACAUCUAAAUAGGAUAAGCGGUAUAGAAGAUGGAUGGAUGGAACGAUUACAUCUAAAUGUUAAAAGUGAUGAGCAGAUUGAAGUGCCUGUACCUGUUCUCAUUAAGCAGCCUUUUCUUCAAAAAGGAAAAUCACAUUGAAAAUACCUUCACUGUGAAGGUGCUGUCACAGGAGUAGUCGCUAGCAUGCAGCACUAGAAUGCAUGCACAAGCUAGUGUUCUCCUUUCUCCAAACAUAACGCUUCUCAUUUAAAAGAUUCUCAAUAAAAGUUAUAUUUUGGUCUCAUCCAUCCACAAAACAUUUUUCCAAAAGCCAUCUGGCUUGUCCACGUGAUCUUUAGAAAUGCAGACGGGCAGGCCUUGGGUUAGUCUUGCCUAGUCUUGCUCUUGUUGUGAUCCUUGUUGAUCGACCACUCCUGAAGAGGGUAACAAUGGUCUUAACUUUCCUCCAUUUGUACACAGUCUGUCUGACUGUGGAUUGGUGGAGUCCUAACUCUUUAGAGAUGAUUUUCUAACCUUUUCUAGCCUGAUGAGCAUUAACAACUAUUUUUCUGAGGUCCUCAGAAAUUACCAUUGUUUGUUCCAGGAUACUGUUCCACAAACAUGUGUCAGAUCAGACUUUGACAGAUCCUUGUUCUUUAAAUAAAAGAGUGCUCACUCACACCUGAUUGUCAUCCCACUGAUUUAAAACACCUGACUCUAAUUUCACCUUCAAAUUAACUGCUAAUCUUAGAGGUUCACAUACUUUUGCCACUCACAGAUAUGUAAUAUUGGAUUAUUUCCCUCUAUAAAUAAAUGACCAAGUAUAAUAUUUUUGUCUCAUUUGUUUAAUUGGGUUCUCUUUGUCCACUUUUAGGACUUGUAUGAAAAUCUGAUUAUGUUUUAUGUCAUAUUUAUGCAGGUAUAUAGAAAAAGGGUUCACAAACUUUCAAACACAACUGUACAUGUCUAUCUGUACAAAUACAUGCAUGACAAAUAGAUUUAAUUCUGCCAUUAUAUUGAAGGAUUUCUGACACGUAUUAUAUUUAAUU